AUGAACAAUCCACCUCCAGCCAAGGACGUUGAAGACGCCUGUGACGAGAAGUCAACUUCGACUGCUAUCGAAGGACUUCUUUCUGGAGAUCUGGCCAAGUCACUCUCUAUGUACGAAGCGGAAUACAACACCUACAUACAAGCCAUGAUGGACGUCAAGGUCGACACCACUCAAAACGUCUGGGACGACUACUAUGACUACCUGGAGGACACGAACCUGAAUUUGCAAACCAUCGACCUCGACACCAUUGACGCGGAAGGCAUCAGCGAGAUCACACAUCUGCUCAAGUUAGAGAACGAAGCAAAUGCCAGUGUCUUCAGGGUGCGCCGCUUGAUGAUGCAAGCACACAGACACAUGGACAAAUUGAGAACCCUGGCAAAAAGAAUUGAUGAGGAACAUGGUUUGGAGUUGGAGAAGAAAGCCCAUGUGGUCAAUGUUGAAUUGUUUAGACAAUACACAAAGAACGUUCAGAAGCAUUUCGUCGUUCUCCUCGAGCCAUGGAGAGCUGUCGUCUACGGACGCGCUGCUAAAGUCUUCGACAAGGAGGAAGGUUGA
Aureobasidium pullulans EXF-150 is the source of this 555-nucleotide messenger RNA. RefSeq lists its product as uncharacterized. The record is from RefSeq and is a predicted model, not a curated record. Lineage: Eukaryota; Fungi; Ascomycota; Dothideomycetes; Dothideales; Saccotheciaceae. The transcript is spliced from 2 exons. Bases 1 to 555 code for a protein of 184 amino acids.